Molecule: messenger RNA, 345 nt
Organism: Vicia faba (fava bean)
Lineage: Eukaryota; Viridiplantae; Streptophyta; Magnoliopsida; Fabales; Fabaceae
Source: the annotation of a GenBank genome assembly
AUGGGUGGAGGCAUGGGAUCUGGAAAAAGCACUGUUCUUAAAGACAUUCUUAGAGAAUCAUUUUGGUCAGAAGCUGCAUCCAAUGUUGUGGUUGUUGAAGCAGAUGCUUUUAAGGAGAGUGAUGUCAUUUAUAGUGCUCUUAACUCUAAGGGCCACCAUGAUGAAAUGCUUCAAAGUGCUGAACUGGUGCAUCAGACUUCGACUGAUGCUGCAUCAUCUCUACUAGUGACAACUUUAAAUAAAGGGCGAGAUGUGAUCAUGGAUAGUACCUUAGCAUGGGAACCUUUCCUAGAGCAAACUAUUGCUAUGGCAAGAAAUGUUCACAAAAAGCGCUGUCUAAGGUAA